UAGCAAUGAUUCAUCACACUAACAAACCGUGUUAUGCAGGUUAUGAGCAGCGUGCUUGUUUCUUAUUGUUGCAUUCGUUGUUGAUUCACCGUUGUGAAAUAAGCUGUAACUAGUAAAAUUUAAGUUUAAUCGUUAAAUCCGUACAAAUUUCUAAAAUGGCUCUCCGUGUGCAAUUCGAGAACAACAAUGAAAUCGGCGUAUUCUCUAAACUCACAAAUUCAUAUUGUUUAGUAAGCAUUGGAGGCUCUGAAAACUUCUACAGCACUUUCGAAAGUGAACUUUCAGAAAAUAUUCCAGUUGUGCAUGCAUCUCUGGCUGGAUGCCGUAUUAUAGGCAGAAUGUGUGUGGGCAAUAAGCAUGGCCUCCUCGUGCCCAACUCCACAUUUGACACAGAAUUGCAACACAUUAGGAAUGCGCUUCCAGACACUGUAAAGGUCCAGAGGAUAGAAGAGAGGCUUUCUGCUCUCGGCAAUGUUAUUGCCUGCAAUGACUAUGUGGCUUUGGUCCAUCCAGAAUUAGAUAGGGAAACUGAAGAGAUUAUUGCUGAUGUAUUGAAGGUAGAAGUAUUCAGACAAACCAUUGCCAGCAAUGUGCUGGUGGGAUCUUACUGUGUAUUGAGCAAUCAAGGAGGAUUGGUUCAUCCACAAACUAGUAUAGCUAAUCAAGAAGAGUUAUCUUCACUUCUUCAAGUACCUUUGGUGGCUGGAACUGUAAACAGAGGCAGCGAAGUUGUUUCAGCUGGAAUGGUCGUAAACGAUUGGUGCGCUUUCAGCGGCAUGGACACCACUUCCACAGAGCUUCAGGUGAUAGAAUCAAUCUUCAAACUGAACGAAAACGCGCCAUCUUCUAUAACCAGCUCGAUGAGGGCGAGUCUUAUUGAAAGCAUGUCGUAAAUGAAAUUAAUAAUCAAAGGAAAACGAGAAACGAAAAAAACUCUUGGAUGGAUUCAAAUAUAAGACAUAUGGUUUUAUGUAAAUACGUUAUGCUUAAAUAUAUUUUUUUUCAUAUCCA
Molecule: messenger RNA, 1011 nt
Organism: Nicrophorus vespilloides
Lineage: Eukaryota; Metazoa; Arthropoda; Insecta; Coleoptera; Silphidae
Gene: eIF6
Product: eukaryotic translation initiation factor 6
Exons: 5
Coding region: 156-893 (245 amino acids)
Biological process (GO): assembly of large subunit precursor of preribosome; maturation of 5.8S rRNA; ribosomal subunit export from nucleus
Cellular component (GO): cytosol; preribosome, large subunit precursor; nucleolus
Molecular function (GO): ribosomal large subunit binding
Source: RefSeq, a predicted model, not a curated record